Talaromyces marneffei is the source of this 5847-nucleotide messenger RNA. RefSeq lists its product as uncharacterized. The transcript has a single exon. NCBI's taxonomy places the organism in Eukaryota, Fungi, Ascomycota, Eurotiomycetes, Eurotiales, Trichocomaceae. The coding region runs from base 1 to 5847 and encodes 1948 amino acids. Gene Ontology annotation, cellular component: cytoplasm. Gene Ontology annotation, biological process: amino acid activation for nonribosomal peptide biosynthetic process; secondary metabolite biosynthetic process. The record is from RefSeq and is a predicted model, not a curated record. Gene Ontology annotation, molecular function: phosphopantetheine binding; catalytic activity.
AUGGAAACCGGAACGUUACCAGAUACCAAAGGGGACGAAACAUUUCCUUCCUGCCUGUUUCCUACGUUCAAUGCAUGGGAUAGAUUAGAUUCUGGAAAGACAGUCUAUAUCCGGAGAAUAGAACUGGACGAUACCGUCUCUCAAGAGAGAAGAGAACGAGGGGAAGAAGAUGCCGUCUCUUUCUUCACGGCUGUGUGGUCGACAUUCCUACACAAGUUUCUGAAUACAGAAGAAGUAUCCUUUUGGCUAACCAAACAUGGUCUCAUCAAUCAUGAGGAGGACCGGUGCAUCGUCAAAAUUACCAUUGGUCAUGGCCAGACUUCUUGCUGUCAUGUCGUUGUUACUACUCCUAAUAUCGUGCCGGCGGCUCAAAAGAGAUACAAACACAUGAACACUCGAGUGGCCUUCUGUCGAUCCUCGGGCCUCAUAGCAGAAACCUUUAAUGACACAGAAAAAUAUCAACUUGGCCUGGUGAUAGACAUCGAAUCUUACCAAGUGUUUCUCUGUGCACCAGCAGGUACACUGAGUAGCGACUUCUUCAGUCAACUUGCCUCGAAUAUUGAGCAUAUCAUCCAUCAGACUGCUUUGCAUCCUAAUCUACUCGCUCAGGAUUUGAAUGUUUUCAGUUUGCAGAAUCUACGCCAGAUAGCUAGCUGGAAUGCCGAACACCCUAUACUCGAGCCGUCAACUUCAAACAUUUAUGAAUUGGUCCAAACUGUCUGCCAAUCGCACGCUGAUCAACCUGCAAUAUGUUCGUGGGAUGGCCAGCUUACUUAUCGAGAUCUAGAUCUCAUGACCUAUCGGCUUGCAACUUAUUUACACUCAAUUGGUAUCAAACCCAAUGUAGUCGUCGCCUUGUGCUUUGAAAAAUCACUCGUUGCAACGGUGGUUUUACUGGCAGUCAUUCGAUCUGGCGGAGCAUUUGUGUUUAUGGAUCCUGCCCACCCUGCUCGUCACAAGAAACACAUUCUCUCUUUGGCGAAACCAAGUUUGAUUUUACACUCUCCUCUUCAGAGAAACCUAUUCAAUGGCCUCGACGAUUAUAGCAUAAGUGCUCCGCUAAGGGAGAUUACAAUGUCGACCAUCUCCAAGUUUCCCAAUACCGGUUUAGACCCUACUGUAUUCAUGCCUCCUAACAAUGGACAAGAUGUUGGCAUGUUGGCAUUUACCUCGGGCAGCUCGGGUACCCCUAAAGGAUGCGUCAUCAAUCACAGUUCCCUCGCUAGUAUGCUCCCUGUGGGAGACAAAUGGCCGUUCAAUGCUGCUUCCUGUAACAGAAUUCUUCAAUUCGCACCCUACGUCUUUGGAACUUCCCUCCUUGAGACUUUUUCCGCUCUUCUUACAGCUGGCACUGUCUGCACACCUUCAGAUGCCGAACGAAUGGGCGAUCUAGUCGGUGCAAUGAAUCGUAUGGCUGUAACCGGGGCGGUCCUUCCAGCGUCAUUAGCACAAGUCAUAGACCCGGAAGCUAUUCCCUCAGUUCAUACUUUGGCGGUUGGCGGCGAACCCCUCACAGAAAUGUUAGUCAAUAAAUGGUUGAAGAAAGUCAAACUCGUUCAAGGGUAUGGCAUGACAGAAAACUUUGGUAUUCUUACUAUCAACGACCGACUGAGUGUUGGAGGCAACCCUCGCAAUGUCGGACACUCUCCCAACGGUCGUGUAUGGCUCGUGGAUCCAAACGAUUAUAACAAGCUCGCUCCAGUCGGUGCAGUGGGUGAAAUACUUGCUGAAACGCCAGGAGUCGCUUGCGAGUAUCUUAAUGACCCGGAUAGAUCAGCGGCCACUUUUGUCAGCGAGCCAAUAUGGUUUAAGGAGUUUGUCUUGAUAGGUAAAGGAAAGUUCUUGAAGACUGGGGACCUAGCGCGUUAUCAAGAGAAUGGAUCAAUUAUCCAUAUGGGGCGCAAGGACUCUGAGGUCAAGAUAAGAGGGCAAAGAGUUGAUCUACGAGAUAUCGAGCACCGACUGCUGGAAUACCUUGGUGAUGAAGCCGAUAUUUGUGUGGAACUAAUCAAUCCAAAGAAAAGCUCUGCGAUAUUGGCAGCUUUUCUUUGGUUUAGAAAUCGGCAGCAGACGACUGACACUGUAGAUCCCGAGCUUCAGGACUUUGUCAUGGCGGAUGAUUAUCUCAGGUCAAAGCUGCAGACGGUCGACUCGUCUUUACGCAACACACUCCCAGGAUAUAUGGUGCCUUCUGUAUAUCUAUCCUUGGCUGCCCUCCCGACUACAACAACGAACAAGGUUGACAGGCGCCAACUGCGUGAACGUGCAGCCAAAUUGACGAGAAGUGAAAUGGAAAUGCUAAUGCAUGGCCAAAAACAAAGCGUUGGCAUAGUUACCAAGACGUCAAUUGAGGAAAAAUUAGUUCAGCUAAUUGCCGAGACUCUGCAACUGGAGCGAAAAGAGAUUGGAAGCAAUGUGAAUUUCAUCAGGCUGGGCGGUGAUUCAUUAGCAGCAAUGAAAUUAGCGAAUCGGUGCCAGGAAACGGGAAUUUCUUUGACAGUGCAGGAUAUAUUGCAAGAAACGAAUAUUGCUAGCUUGGUGUCCCGUGUGUCGAGCCAGCAACAGAUCGAGAACGAUGGUAUUCAGAACCUGGACAUCAAAGAGUCUCUAGUUGCGGUUGCCCAAACCGUUAUACCAAGCCCAGAUUUAGGAACGACUGGUUCCAUUGCCCCUGAAGACAUAGAAGAUAUCUAUCCGUGCUCCCCAAUGCAAUGCGGAAUGCUUCUGAGUCAGGUUGUCGACCCGAAACGGCACAAAGUCCGGUUAUCGUUCAAACUUUCAAUAGCAAGUCAAACUGGACAAAUCGAUUCUGGUAGGUUACAAGCGGCCUGGUUUCAACUUACUCAGAGGCAUCCGGCAUUAAGAACAGCUUUUGUCUUAAAUGGUGGAGUUGAUCGACAACCUGUACAGAUAGUCCUCAAAACAGGAGAAAAGGCUCGAUCACCACAGCUGACUGUAGGCUCAACUGAAGCAAAUAAGGAAGCUAUCGAUAUAAGAUCUUUUCCAAGAUCACACCUCUCGAUUGAGCAGUUAUCGACCCAAGAAGUAUUGUGUCAGCUGAACACCAAUCAUGUUGCUGCUGAUGGGAUAUCCAUAGGGAUCAUACUGCGUGACUUUUUGCUAGCGUAUGACAGACAGCUAACUCCGGGGCUUGCUUCAAACAUUGGGGAUUAUUUGAAAGUUCUGACCAAAACCUCGCACAAUCCCGCACUUGACUUCUGGAGAACGGCGCUGAAGAGUUGCGAGCCGACCAUCUUUCCAAAGAUGAACAAUAUCACACAUGACAAAGGUCCGGCACAUUAUCACAUCAUUGAUAUUGAGAUUGGAGCAUCAUCAACCUUUUCUAACUUCUCACAUAACCACGGAGUAACGCUUUCGAAUAUCAUAAAUGUUGCCUGGGCACUUGUCCUCCAGAGCUUCACCGGUCAGCAGUCAGUAUGUUUUGGCUACAUGGUGUCUGGAAGAGACCUUCCCGUCAGAGGAAUCUGGGACGCUGUCGGGCUUUUUACAAACAUGAUCGUUAGCCUCGUCGACAUAAACCCAUCAAUAUCUCUGUUGCAACUUUUGAAAGAGACCCAAGAGCGGUUUAUCCAGACACUGCCAUUCCAACAUGUUGCCGCGAUUGAUGUUUUUGAUGCUCUUGGUGUAUCUAUGCACAGUCUUUUCAACUCGAUGGUCUCAGUGACCAAUAUAGGCACAGAAGUCUUGCCCGAAGCGGCUAGUUUAAAGUUUCAAAUGGUUGAGCUCCUUGACUUUUCCGAGUAUGACAUUUCUGUUGAACUUCGGGUGGAGGAGGGUAGUCUCAUAGCUUGGAUGAAAUACUGGGACUCGGCUUUCACCCACGAUCAAGUGCAAAAUAUCGCUUCUGUAUUUAAAAAGGCCGUCAAUCUAUUGCUGACCGACCCAAGUCAAUCUACCAACUCGCUUUACCUGCUGAGCGAUCAUGAUGAGGAACAAAUCAAGCAAUGGAAUCAACGUCUUCCACAACGGAUAGAUGACUGUAUCCACCACCAGAUUCAGGACAGGUGCCGGCUGCAACCCACUGCAAAAGCUGUGGAGUCCUGGGAUCAAUCGUUGACGUAUCAGGACUUGGCACAUCUUUCAUCGUCCUUGGCCUUUCAUCUAUCCAAAACUCACGGUAUAGGGCCCGAACAAACUGUGCCCGUGUGCAUGGAUAAAUGUUCCUGGACCCCAGUGGCAAUGCUUGCCAUCCUAAAGACUGGCGCAUCCUUCCUAUUACUCGAAUAUUCUCAGCCUGCUCAGCGACUUCGUGAUAUCUGUCGAGCAGUCCGGGCAGAAUUAGUAAUUACCUGUACUCGAAAUGUGCCCCUGUCAGCCGAUCUGGGUCCAGUGGAAGUCCUAUGCAUAGACCAAGCUGAGAAAUAUAUUUCUCCAGACGAAACUUUUAGCUGGAAUUAUCCCAGUGUUUCGCCAACAAAUACAGCAUAUCUGGUUUUCACCUCGGGAUCAACAGGCACACCCAAGGGUGCCAUGGUCCACCACUCGGCCUUCCUAAGUAGCGUAACCAACUACGCACCUAGGCUAAAUCUGGAUGGAAACUCUCGAGUCCUGCAGCUAGCCUCAUACUCAUUUGAUGUCAGCAUUGGAGAUCAUCUAGCGACAUUGCUCGUUGGUGGGUGUGUCUGCAUUCCUCGAGAAUCAGAGCUCAAAAAUGACACCGGCAAAGCCAUAAAUGACUACAACGUGAAUUGGGUAAUGACCACCCCGUCCAUGUCUCGCAUCAUUUCUCCAAGCAGUGUUGCUAGUAGGCUCCGUACAUUGUGUUUGAUCGGAGAGGCAAUCACCACUACAGAUAUUACCACAUGGUCCAAGCAUGUAAGUCUUAUGAACACAUAUGGACCAGCAGAAGCGGCAGUUGUCUCCCAUGCUCGAACGUAUGUUAAAUCCGUUGAGGAGGUCAACGACAUUGGGACUGGCUUAGGUACUCUCUCAUGGAUCGUGAACCAAAACAAUCACCACAGAUUGAUGCCAGUUGGUGUCGUGGGGGAGCUAAUUCUUGACGGACCCAUCGUUGGGCUGGGAUAUCUGGAUGACCCAGAAAAGACGAACGCAUCAUUUGUUGACUGCCCAUCCUGGAUUGGCCAUUUUAGGCCAGGUAACAAUCAUUCGAAGAUGUACAAAACCGGUGAUCUCGUUUCCUAUACACACGAAGGAACGAUCGUCUUCCACGGGCGCAAGAACAGCAAGGUCAAGAUUCGUGGGCAGUGGGUUGAACUGAGUGAAAUUGAAGGUAUCGUCAGACAGUAUUUCACUGGUGUAAGUGCUAUACUAGUUGAUCAUCUGGAGCCUCAUUCCUCUUUGGUGUCGUAUGUGUUGUGGGAUGAUAGCAGUAUCGCUUCAAAGACGGAGGAUAGCGCCAGUGGCCUUUUACUUCCUCCUAGCGAGGAGUUUAAGGAAAGCUCAUACAUCGUCCGGAAAGCCAUUCUGGCGUCUGUUCCGGACCAUAUGGUACCAAUAUUCUUGCCAGUUCGUUAUAUUCCUUUGGGCCCCACUGGUAAGGCAAAUCGACGCCGUCUUCAAGAGGAGGUGAAAAAAUUAACAUGGAAUGAGAUUUUGGAGUACUCGUGGGCCGCCAGAGAAAUAUCCAUGCCGUCUACGGAAACUGAGAAAAAACUUCAUGUAAUCUUCUCGUCCGUGUUGAAAAUUCCAAGCGACAAGAUUGGGGUGGAUGACGACUUUUUCGGCAUUGGAGGAAACUCGUUGUCAGCUAUGCAGCUGGUGUCGCAGAGCAGGACGGUCGGCAUGAAAGUAGAUCUCGCCGAUGUUUUUGACUGCAGGAGCAUAGUCAAGCUAGCUUUGCACGUGGACGCUCGUGGAAGUGACUGA